AUGGGCACCAACGCUUCCCUGGUGACUGAGUUUGUACUGGUGGGCUUCUCGCGUCUGGUCCACCUUCAAGGCCUCCUCUUCUCCCUCUUCCUGGCUGUCUACCUGCUCACUGUGGCAGGCAAUCUCCUCAUUGUGGCGCUAGUCUCCACAGACGCAGCGCUGCAAUCCCCCAUGUAUUUCUUCCUCCGCAUCCUCUCAGCCCUAGAGAUCUGCUACACGUCGGUCACCGUCCCCUUGCUGCUGCACCAUCUGCUCACUGGUCGGCGCCACAUCCCGCGCUCCGGCUGCGCUCUGCAGAUGUUCUUUUUCCUCUUCUUUGGCGCCACCGAGUGCUGCCUGCUAGCUGCCAUGGCUUAUGACCGCUAUGCUGCUAUCUGCGAGCCCCUGCGCUACCAAAUGCUGCUCAGCAGGCGGGUGUGUGUGCAGCUCGCCGGCGCGGCGUGGGCCUGCGGGGCUCUGGUGGGGCUGGGCCACACCUCCUUCAUCUUCUCCUUGCCUUGCUGUGGCCCCAAUGCUAUCCCUCACUUCUUCUGUGAGAUUCAGCCCGUGCUGCAGUUGGUGUGUGGAGACACCUCGCUCAACGAGCUGCAGAUUAUCCUGGCUGCCGCCCUCAUCAUCUUGUGCCCCUUUGGCCUCAUCCUUAGUUCCUAUGGGCGGAUUCUGGUCACUAUCUUCCGCAUCCCAUCAGCUGCUGGUCGCCGCAAGGCCUUCUCCACCUGUUCUUCCCACCUGGUAGUGGUAUCUCUCUUCUACGGUACUGCCAUCUUUAUCUAUAUCCGCCCUAAGGCCAGCUACGACCCAGCCACGGACCCCCUGCUGUCCCUCUUCUACGCUGUGAUCACCCCCAUCCUCAAUCCUGUCAUCUACAGCCUGAGGAAUGCUGAUGUCAAGGCCGCGCUAAAAAGAAGUAUCCAGAAAAUGGGGCCCUCGGAGAUUUGACAAGGUGCGGGAGAUGACUCCUGAACAGAACUCCAGGUUCCUAAUUACCGAGGAUCAAAGGAGAAGAGACUUGGAACACAG
Messenger RNA from Alexandromys fortis (reed vole), 1020 nucleotides. RefSeq names its product olfactory receptor family 10 subfamily C member 1 (gene Or10c1). NCBI's taxonomy places the organism in Eukaryota, Metazoa, Chordata, Mammalia, Rodentia, Cricetidae. Gene Ontology annotation, molecular function: G protein-coupled receptor activity; olfactory receptor activity. Bases 1 to 939 code for a protein of 312 amino acids. Gene Ontology annotation, cellular component: membrane. The transcript has a single exon. The record is from RefSeq and is a predicted model, not a curated record. Gene Ontology annotation, biological process: G protein-coupled receptor signaling pathway.